Messenger RNA from Rhagoletis pomonella (apple maggot), 927 nucleotides. RefSeq names its product putative gustatory receptor 89a (gene Gr89a). The transcript has 2 exons. NCBI's taxonomy places the organism in Eukaryota, Metazoa, Arthropoda, Insecta, Diptera, Tephritidae. Gene Ontology annotation, cellular component: membrane. Gene Ontology annotation, biological process: sensory perception of taste. The record is from RefSeq and is a predicted model, not a curated record. The coding region runs from base 1 to 927 and encodes 308 amino acids.
AUGGUAUCACAAGUCAGUGACAUAAGCAUAGUUUUGAUGAGCAUGCUUUCACAGAUCUGGCAACGGCAACAGCUAUGCGAAUUUCUAAAUAAACUGGAGCACACUGUACAAUGGAUACGCGCCAUAUACGGCCGGAAAUUGAUAAAUGGCCGAGCACUGUUGUUGCUGUGGUUGCAAAUAGGUCUGACAUUUUACGAUGCACUCACUCAACUUGUCUUUCUAUCGAAAUUGGCAUUUAAAAUCGAUCCGUGGCACUUUUUGGUGAACCUGGCGUCACUGUAUCUGCAGCAGUACCGCGCCACUUUGGUACUAUUAAUUUUUGGUUCCAUAAUAUUGCUAACCGCUUGUUAUGAACAAAUGGCAUAUUACUUGGAGAACAUCUCAACUGGUCCAGCAGAUGAGCUAAUGCAUUUUCAGGAUUUGAUUUUAUUGCACAAUGCGUUAAACGGACUCCUUCGACAGCUGAAAGGCAUAUUUCAAUUGCCGAUUUGUUUGAUUGUUUGUGGCGAGUUCAUCAACGUAUUGGCCAAUUUAUAUGCGCAGCUAUAUUAUUAUGUUAUAACAAGAGCUUGGUGGUUAGCAUUCGUCUUCUAUUGCGCCAAGCUUUGCAUUGAAUUGUAUUUACUCAUCCAUGUGGUGCAUUUCUGUUGUAAACAGCAGAAGAGAGUUGCUCAUCUUUUCCUUGAUCGCGAUAUAGAUUUGAAGGAGGGAGCAGAGUGCCGCUUCGAGUUAACUCAUUCAGAUGCAUUGUGGCCGCAGUCAAUUAGAUUUGACAUUCUCGGACUUUUUGAGCUCAACAACGAGUUCUUGCUUUUUCUCAUUUCCUAUUCGGUUAAUUUUGUAGUUAUGAUUUUGCAGUUUGGGUUUUACACCAGUGUUGCCACCCAAAUCAUUUUCCACCUACCAAAUGUACCAAAACGUUUUUGA